Messenger RNA from Symbiodinium sp. CCMP2592, 1158 nucleotides. NCBI's taxonomy places the organism in Eukaryota, Dinophyceae, Suessiales, Symbiodiniaceae. The record is from the annotation of a GenBank genome assembly.
AUGAAUCCGGAUGUGGUUGCAGAGGCUUUGGCAACUGCAGCUUUGGGUGCUGAGGCAGACAAGAGUGAACCUCUUGAGGUGAUUCUUUCUCGCCUUGAUGAGUCUAAGCGCCAAACGCUUCUGCCUGGGCAGUUCCCUGCGGAGGCAUGCGAAUUGUCGGCCUGCGCCGUGAGUCGCAUGCCACGGAGGCAAGCAGGGAGCGGUCUCGGACUCGGCCUGGCAAGACACCCAAAGCCCUUCUCUCCGGCCCGCACCACGGGUGGCGCCUUCCGGAGCUCAGGUCAUCUUCCCCAACGUGACCUUACCUCCUGGGAGCAGCAGAAAGCCAUCAUGCCUGCGAGAAGUUGGAGCCAGUCCGCCAUGACUUGCGUUGUGCGCGAUGGCGUCGAGACCUUACUAAGUCAGCAUGUGGUUCUGGCUUUCGUGUGGCUGAUAGUCUUGGCCGUGAUGCUCGCAGUGGGCAUGGGUCCGACACAGGUGGCCGUGGAGCUGAACCUCGUUUCAGACCUGCAUGGGGUCAGUGUUUGUAACUGGAGCGACUGGAGCGACACUGGUGGUGGGGUUUUUUUCCGAGAUGGCACAACGCUGCUCGGAGACAGCAGAGAAGAGCUGCCCAUCUCCCAUGUGACGGUGGAUAGAUGUGACUUUCAAGGUUUCCGUUGGCGAGACUGCUCUCUCUUUGUGGAGCCCAUUCUGCGGUGCUCCGGUCCAGAGCAACGCUGCAAACAGGUGUGCGCGUGGGCAGUGAGUACCACGGGGAUACGGGCUGCCUUUAACGGCUGCGGACGUCAAAACGGACGGCGUGCCAUUUGCGGCAUUGCUGUCAGCAUGACGAGACUCACCGCCGGCCGAUGUGCGGGGCCUGUGGCGCAGGUCGAUGUUCAAAACUGCGAGGAGGUCACACAGCGGCUGGCCGCACAGCUGGAUGACAUUGCCGUCAACAUGUCGCUUUCCACGAGUUGGGGCGGAUGGGAUGGUGCGGCCAGGCCAGCUCCGCUCCUUCUGAUGGAGGACCCCAGAGUGAUCCGAACUGUCCUGGACUUUUACAUCUGGACCUUUGCGGUGCUGGGUUUCAUUUACCUUCCCUUCCCUCUUCUGGUCGUUCUCUGUCAUCAGUCACUGACCUCCUGCGCUGGCCCUGCAUGGGAUCUAUUGUGA